Molecule: messenger RNA, 1330 nt
Organism: Didymella exigua CBS 183.55
Lineage: Eukaryota; Fungi; Ascomycota; Dothideomycetes; Pleosporales; Didymellaceae
Exons: 2
Coding region: 353-1135 (260 amino acids)
Source: RefSeq, a predicted model, not a curated record
AUGACUACGAUGACGGCCACACGAGCGAGAUUGCGCAGCUCAAGACAGUCUUCAACCGCUUCGGUUUCUCGAAAAGCACGGAAGUCCGCCUCGACGCCAAUAUGCCGCAGCACACCCUCAAUGCCGCUAUCAUGAACCACAUCGCUCAAAAUGACGGACCGAAUAAGCUCAUCAUCAUAUACUAUACCGGACAUGGUAUCCUGAGCGAGGACGACUAUCUGCAAUUCGCCGCGUAAGUCUUCAGCCCAGCUUUGAUAUAUUCUCCUGACCGUGGUGCAGAGAAGACGAUCUGAAUGGAAAGGCCACCGCAUACUGGUACAAGGCCGAGGUACCACUUCUCGACAGCGAAGUCAUGAGAGCUGACGUGCUUGCAAUUUUCGACUGUUGCUAUGCCAGUAACGUGAAGGGUUGCCAAGAUAGCCGCAGACUUUAUGAUCUACUUGCUGCGUGCCCUGAAGGUAAACCAGCAAAAGCUCCCGGUAAAGAUUCAUUCUCACAACGACUGAUCGAUACUUUGAACGAGAUGUUGGACGAAGAACCCGAUCAGCGUAUUUUGACGACUAGGAUCAUGGAUGAGAUGAAUAAAGAAUGCCGCUUCCCUGUGAAGCUGCACGACAGGCUUCACAAGGGCAAAAGCAACGGUCGUCACGUACAACUGGUGCGGAUCAAUGACGGAUCCAAGAAGAAGACCCAGAACGCGGCCAAGAAUUUCAAAGGAAAAGCACGUGAGGAAGCUCGAGUGACCUUGCGGUUCUCCUUGUACGCAGCAGACUUGUCGCAAGGACAGAUCGAAAAAUGGGCCGAGCAACUGGUACCUGCCAGUAAUAAUAGCAAGGCAAACAUCCCGCUGCGCCAAAUCGAGUGGGUGAGAAUGGAGAAGAGUCCAGGCGGUCGUUGGAGAGACGCUAUCGACACUGUCAUGAAGAAUCGUCCCGCUCAACGAUUCCGAGAUACCGUACAUACAGCGCUCGAGAAUACGGCCAUCCAGUCAUCUCGGCCGGAUACACGGAAACGAGCUCAACAGCAUCCGGCGUCUUCAGGAGCCAAGCGUCAAGCCCAAGGACUCCAUCUGACAUCUGUGAGUAGAUCCAGCCCAAGGUUUAUGACACCGGAAAGCAGCACCGCAGGCCCGUGAUCUUGCAUAUGAUGCUGCGAAUUCGAAUGUCCUGCUUUGAUGUCCUGAGAAGUGUCGAAGAUUAUGUCCGGGCAUUGCGAGCAGGGUUCCGGUCAGCGCCUUCCUUCUGUACUGUAAUUAUGUUCCGUUUUAUACCCAGAUAAUGUAUGUCGAUGUUCUCCAAGGAGGGCAACUCGAUGAAAAGGCUGAAAUCUU